AGAGUGGUUGAUUGAAGUUGCCCCUCUACACAACUAAUUCUCUAUCUUAUCACAAGAAACGAAUGAUUCACAUUCUCCAAAACACUCAACACAACAAUAAUUCACACACUCUUUUUUCUUAAUCUCUUCAAUUAAUCAUCACUAAUAAAACCAAAACAACACUUUCUUUUUUAUACAUACAUACAUGGCUUCUGAUGAGACCAUGAUGAGUACAAUUCAAGAUGAAGACUUUGAAGAUGAUGAUCAUACACAUCAUUAUCAUCACAACUUAUCAAGACUUUCAGUUUGUACAAGUAGUACUAUAUGUGGUGUUGAUGAAGAUGUUGAUAAUCUUGCUUCUAUAUGUAUGUCAAAUUUGUCUAUUGAAAGUUUUGAAGGUGAUGGUGCUGAUGGUGAUGAUGCUGAUGGUGAAUUUUCAGCUGAUGGUAAAGAAGAUGAUCAGUUAUUACAAACAGGGUUAUCUUCUGGCUCUGAAAAUGAAUCAGGUAGUUGUUAUUCAUUACCGGCGACGCCACCACGACGGAGGAGUUUGAUUCCGGCGACGACGAUUGGAGUGAAAGAUUAUGCAAGUGAGAAUGAAGUAAGAAAGGAAAUAAAUAGUAAUGAUUUAGGGAAGAGUAGUAGUAGUAGUAGUAGGAGUAGGAGGAGGAGAAGGAGGAGUUUGAGAAGUGUGUUUGAGAGAGGAAAUAGUUGGGAAAAUUUAUGGGAUAAGAAGAAAAUGAAAGAGAAUGGAAUGAAUAGUGGAGAGAGUGAUCAUGGUGUGAUGGUGAUUACUAGGCCUAAAGGUGGGAAUAGAAGUUUGUGUAUGGAUUUGGAUGAAGUUAAAGCUUGUAGAGAUCUUGGAUUUGAGUUAGAACAUGAAAGAAUUUCUGCUGUUUCUUUCUCUAAUUCAACAUUUGAUACUAGUAGUGGUGGUAAUUCACCUAUUGCUAAUUGGCGAAUCUCCGGUCCCGGUGAUGAUCCAAGAGAUGUGAAGGCACGACUCAAAGUGUGGGCACAGGCAGUAGCUAUAGCAUCUGCCACCAAAUACGGCUCAUGACAGACACCAAAUUUUCUACUUAGCUAAUACCUACUUACUUUUUUUGGCGAUUGAGACAUUAUUAUUAUAUAAUUAUGCAUAAGCUUUUCUUUUCACUA
Trifolium pratense (red clover) is the source of this 1137-nucleotide messenger RNA. RefSeq lists its product as uncharacterized. The transcript has 2 exons. Lineage: Eukaryota; Viridiplantae; Streptophyta; Magnoliopsida; Fabales; Fabaceae. The record is from RefSeq and is a predicted model, not a curated record. Bases 185 to 1039 code for a protein of 284 amino acids.